Trachemys scripta elegans is the source of this 2872-nucleotide messenger RNA. RefSeq names its product zinc finger protein 771-like. The record is from RefSeq and is a predicted model, not a curated record. Gene Ontology annotation, biological process: negative regulation of transcription by RNA polymerase II; regulation of immune system process; regulation of cytokine production. The coding region runs from base 277 to 1383 and encodes 368 amino acids. Lineage: Eukaryota; Metazoa; Chordata; Testudines; Emydidae. The transcript is spliced from 3 exons.
UGGCCCCCCCUCGCCCCAGCUCUGCUCCCGGGGAGACGGGAGUCUGCGAAUCCCAGAGCUGCUGCCCUCCCUGACUCCCCAGGCCCUGCCCCCCUGAGCGCCUGCAGGAGCCGAGCCAGCUCCGGAAGUUUAUAACACCAACGCCUCUGUAUGUGUGUGUCCAUUUGUGUGUGUGUUUCUCUUUGUCAUUCGACUGCCUGGAAGCAGCCCCUUGGGCUCUAGUUAAUCUAAAAUAAGGAUUUCUGGUUCCCCAAUGCAAAGUGAUCUCACUGAUGGAUGGAGGGGAGGGUCCCCAGUCUCCAGGGCUCUGAGGAACAGGAGAUCCCAAGGAGCACCCACACAGCAGGUGAUAGGACGGUGAGUGAGACCAAGGAGGAGAACCCUCAGCAGGGAGGUCCUGAGCAAGUGGAACCGCAGGGGGCGCUGUCGGGAGAUGCUGAAAGGAACAUUUCCCAGAAUCCUGGGCAGGGAGAAGCCCAUGAGAGUCAGCAGGGAAACCAGCUGGAGGAGAGACGAGGUGAAUCCGCACACCAUGUAGGAGCUCUCAAGCACAGCAUGGGUGGUAGGACGCUGCCCGUAGGCAAGAACCAGAGCACCUGCACUGAAUGUGGGAAGCAGUUCAGCCGGAGCUCGUAUCUGGCGCAGCACCAACGGGUGCACACGGGGGAGCGUCCCUAUGCCUGCGCCACCUGCGGGAAGAGCUUUGCUGUCAGCUCUGCCCUGCUCCGGCACCAGCGCACUCACACAGGUGAGCGGCCCUACCAGUGCCCUGACUGCCAGUGCAGCUUCAGCCGCAGCUCCCACUUGACGCGGCACCAGCGCUGCCACACACAGGAGGGGCCCUGCCAUGGGGUUGGCUUGCCGGGUGAGCGCCCCUUCGCCUGCCUGGACUGCUGGCGGACAUUCAGCCAGAGCUCGGACCUGGUGCAGCACCAGCGGGUGCACACGGACGAGCGCCCCUAUGCCUGCACCGACUGUGGGAAGAUCUUUGGCCGCAGCUCACACCUGCGGCAGCACCGGCGCACACAUACUGGGGAGCGCCCCUACGCCUGCCAGGAUUGUGGGCGCUGCUUCAGCGAUGGCUCCUACCUCAUCAAACACCAGCGCACCCACACUGGCGAGAAGCCCUACACCUGUCCUGACUGCAGCAAGGGUUUCAGCGUCAGCUCCCAGCUGGUUCGGCACCGGCGCGUCCACACUGGGGAGCGGCCCUACGCCUGCUGGGACUGCGGGAAAAGUUUCAGCCAGGGCACAGACCUGGCCACCCACCAGCGGUCCCACACGGGUGAGCGCCCCUACACCUGCCCUGACUGCGGGAAGGGCUUCAGCGACAGCUCCUCCCGCAUCCGACACCACCGGCUGCACAUCCAGGAUGCCCCGUGAUGGGCUGGUCGUGUGAUGCACUGUCAGUAUUACCCUGGCACCUAGGACCGGGCCCCUGUUUGAUGGGUGCAAAUUUACCCUAAUUGUAAGUGCAACUGUAAAACAUGUAUAUAAGUACCUAGCACGUCGCACUAUCGGAGCCCAAUGAACGUUGCUGGGAAAAGGUGCAAGGAGGAGAUAGAGUGAAGCAGCCAAAUAAAAAGGCCUUGUGGUGUAACUCAGGGACUGUGUUCAGGUCACACUGUGUAAAUGAGACGUGUGGGACCGAAAAUCCACGAUCCAAAAUUGGUGUGUCAGAAAUUAGGCCCAUUGGUAGACAAAUUAAUGAGGGGCUGGGCUAUUUGGCCUGUCACUCGCCUUUGGGAGGCCUCAGAAAGAGACUAGGGGGAAAAUGGGCAUGGAUGGAUCCAAAAUGCUGGCUGGGGAAAGGGAAGGAACAAGUGCCACCCUCACCUGGGACCCUGGGCCUUCACCAUCCUGUCCUGACCAGACAAGCCAGAGAGAGGGACCCAGGGCCACCACCUCUGGCUAGGUCCCAGACACCACCUGGUCUGGCCUGCACCAAAAGCUCACAUCAGCAUAGCUGUCUCUCUCCAGGGUCUGAAAACCCCACUCCAAGAGCUGUAGCUCUGCCACCCUAGCCCCGGCAAAGGCGCAGUUUGGGGGAUGGACGGAUUUUUCCAUUGAUGUAGCUACCGCCUUUGGGAGGUGGAUUACUUGUGCUGACUGGAGAGCUCCUCCUGUCACUAAAGCGAGUGUCUACACCGAAGCACAACAGCAUGCGCAGCUGUAGCUAUGCCACUGUAGCCUUCUAAGUGUAGACACAGCUGGAGACUUUGUCGACCCCACCCCAUUCUGUCUGUUUCCUUACCCACCUUUCUUUCCUAGUACUCUCUUCUUGCCUUCUGUUUAAUGACCAUCAGGCUUAGCUGCCCAAGACUCCAUGCUUUGUAAGAACACUGUGAGCCAUGACCAGAGACAGCUAAAAGCAAGGCAGCCCGAUGCUGGUACGCAGUUGCUAAGUCUCAGAGUGGCUGAUGACACCCUGUGCUGGGCCUGUGUUUCUCCUGCCAUGAGGUUCCAAGCGCGAGUCGGCACCCGAGACGGAAGCUACAUUUUCCUGCUUUGCUGUUUGUUUCCCUCGCCUUGUGUGUCUCUUCUUAGGCAGUGGGAUCUGCCUUUAACAAGAGUCCAUUUUCUCCUUUCCCUACAAGGACAGUUAGCAUCUAAGAGACUGUCAGACCAGGGGCUUUUCCUUCUAAAAACUUGCUGCAGCUAAAGGAACAAAGGCUGUUGUUGAAAUAAAAGCCUCACUUUGUAUCGAGAUUUCUAAUGCAUUAGCUGCUUUUCCUUCUUUUCUGUCUCAUUGGUAGGUUAAAAAGAUUUGUAGUGGGGUGUUUGCCCUGGCACUGAGCAGGCUGAGCUGCUGUGUACCCAACCCUGGACCUUGUUGAACACAGUUUAAUGUUGAACAGUUUCAGGGUCAUGU